This is a messenger RNA of Tricharina praecox, 2460 nucleotides long. RefSeq lists its product as uncharacterized. Gene Ontology annotation, molecular function: protein binding. NCBI's taxonomy places the organism in Eukaryota, Fungi, Ascomycota, Pezizomycetes, Pezizales, Pyronemataceae. The transcript is spliced from 3 exons. Bases 1 to 2091 code for a protein of 696 amino acids. The record is from RefSeq and is a predicted model, not a curated record.
AUGUCGCCCUACAUGGUAUCGCCUUCUUCGUCGGCUUCGUCGGCUUCGUCGUGCCCACAGCUCGAGUCUGCACAUUCGUUGGUCCCCCCAGUGAACGAGGAACGUCCAUUGGCUGACAUCAAUCGUGAAGCCGAGAUCAAAUCCUCCAAGAAAUCGCAACCCGUCGGGGAAUCAUCCGGGAAAUCCUCGUCUAAAGGUCCCUCCUUGGAGCCACGUGCAAAAGCUCGCAGGGUCCGCGUGAACCUGAUAGCGCUCUGUUCUCCGGGCUCGCCGAUAUUCUCCGGAAAGCACUCGCACUUCACCGCCACCGUCGAAACUCGCUGCGUACGGGACAUCAAACGCCCACAUUCGUGGAAGAUCUACGGUGUCGAGUGCGGACAGGGCGUGACGGCGCACUACGUGCGGAUACAACUUGCGGACGAUUCCCAGGACAGUCAAUUCCGCACACUCGUCAUCCUUCUCGACUCGAUCUCCGCGAAGCGUCACGUAGCGCUAUCCAACAUCCACCCGUUCGGCCUCGGCGUCGACUUCGGCGUGCCUUCGCCGCACUCUAGCAACCGCAUCUACCUCAUCACGCACUGCGCCAAGACCACGCCGUACCUGCGCAAGGUCACCGUCGACUUCGAGAUCUUCCUCGACCAGGAGUGGAAGCGCAUCGACCUCAAGGUCGACCGCGUCGGCUUCGCUGUGUACAAGUCCGCGUCGCGCACCAACAUCCUGCUGGCCAACGGCCCCGAGGAGAUCCACUUCGCCCACGACCCGUAUGUGCGCUUCGCGCGCAUGACGCUGAGGUUCGGCGAGCGCCCUGAGCGCACGUAUAUCGACAUCGAGGACGAUGGGAGGAUGAAGGAGAAGCCCUGCCAUGUCACGCGCACGAGGAAGGGCAGCAUUGUGCACCUCCCAAAAGUCCGCGUGCGGACCUGCGACGGCGAAGGCACAACCAGACAGCCCAUCAGCACGAUGACGCGGCUGAUCUUCAGCGAGAAGGAUGGGAUGCCGUGGGCGCGGUCGGGGGUGGCGGCCGCGGCCGAGGCGGAGAAGAUGGCGAGUCUUAUACGGAAAACGGCACGGCUGGCCGCGAAGAAUCCGAUCGGCGUCAAGGCCGCAGUGCAGGACGGCCACAUCUUCUCCAUGAGCAUGAAGGGCGUCAUCGCCGACAAGGGCUACACCGUCCGUAACGUCGACGACGGGUUCUCAUUCCAGGCGGACAUCCGGGACAAGUUCCGGGGCUGCGUCGUCUACGCCGUGCCCAGUCUCCGCGCGGGCACGAACGGGAUCGUGCUCAUCUCGCACUCCCUCGACGGCGAGGCCGUCCUGCGCCAGCACAUCGACAACCCCGUGCAUCUCAUUAGCAGCAUCACCGAGAGCGGCUUCAUGGUGCCGUGCAACAGCACGCUCAUCCGCGCGCGCGACAACAGCCGCAGCAUGGGCAAGGGCAACAUCCGCUACUUCUUCAACUACGGCGGCGCCGACGCCGGCGUCCUGGUCGAAAAGCUGGUCAAGCUCGUCACCGCCCUCGACGCCACAAAGCUGCCGGAGCUCACUACGCACCUCGCACAGGAACUCGAGCGGCGGGAACAACACGCCUCCUCGCGCCGCUCCCCUCCUCCCCCGUCGCCGUACGGCCACGCAAGAACCCCAUCCAACGUUUCCACCUCUUCCACCUCGUCCACCUCGUCAGCAUACUCCAACCUCUCGAACACGUCAUCAGCCAGCAACGUCAGUUGUUCUUCCACCUCGUCCUCGCUCUCCACCACCUCCUCCGCGGCACGGGAACCCAGCGACUGGGACAUCUGCGAAGACGCCGUCUUCGACGACGCAGAGCCGGCGCGUAGCCUUCGGAUCUCGGUCGCGCCGGAGGGGAUCAAGGCCCCGCGCAAGAGGAAUCAGAUGGCGCGCGCAAAGACGGCAUAUACCGCCAGGCUCACUAGGGAGGUUGCCAUAGAGGUCGGAGAUCGCGUUGUGGUCCUGUUUAGGAAUAAGAAUUGGAGCUUCGUGAGGAGGCUCGAUGGCGAGAAUGAGGAGUGGGAGGAGGGUGAGGAGCGGGAGAGAGAGGGGUGGGUGCCGACGGGUUUUUUGGAAAUGCUUUGAGCUGUGAGGUCCUGGGGAACGGAGGAACGGACGGCGGAUGGGUUGCACACGCACACACAACCUUUUUCCUUUGGUUUUUCAUUUGUUUUUUCAUAUAAGGUCUACAUAUGGUGGUGAUGACGGCUAUGGAGGUGGCGCGCGGGGUUUUCUGGGGUUUUACUGCAAUUGGGUUGUUUUUGAGCUUCGCUGGCGAUCGUGGUGUUUUGAAAUAUGCUUCUACCUUUUUCCUUGGGUCGGCCUCUCCACAUACUGGUUCUCAUACUUUUUUCUUUGUCUUUCGCUUCUUCCAUUUGUGUACUUAUGUAUGUACAUACAAUUUGUGUCCAGGCUGUGCCUGUGUUUCCCCCCACUAUCACGAUUCACUAUCAC